UCUGAUGCCUUGGCUUUGACGGGAGUUUCUGUCACAAAAAGGUGUGCGCAUCUGUGCUAGAUUCCAGUGAGUGACAGCUGAUUGCUUCCUUCUUCUCCCUGGCUAAGAUUAGGGUUUUAUAUUCACCUUUUCUCCAAUCCCUUCCUUGCAAUUCAAUCAACACCAAGCACCAGGGAGAUCGACCUGGCGCUUACGUCUUAAUCACUCAUUCUUCUAUCUUGAGAAUUUUUGCUAAUAUUGAUAAAGCAGAAUAUUUGACAAAAACGGAAUGGGAGAUGUGUGGGCAUGGCUGCUUUUUUUCUUCACGCUUAUUGCUUUGGUCGUCAUACUUGUUUACCAGCUCAUGUGCUUGGCAGAUCUAGAGUUUGAUUAUAUCAACCCUUAUGACUCUGCAUCUCGAAUAAACGGAGUGGUUAUACCAGAGUUCAUCACACAAGGGGUUCUGUGCUUUCUCUUCCUUGUGACAGGGCAUUGGGUUAUGUCACUUCUCAGUGUUCCGUAUCUGUACUACAAUGUGAGAUUGUAUAUGCGAAGACAGCACCUUGUAGAUGUGACCGAGAUAUUCAACUUGCUCAAUUGGGAAAAGAAGCAGCGCCUUUUCAAACUGGGCUACGUGAUACUUCUUCUCUUCAUGUCCUUGUUUUGGAUGAUUUAUAAUGCACUGGAAGACGAUGAGCAUUCACUGUAGAUCGAGUCAUUGGCCCGUCGAAUGCUGUAAUGUAUUGAAGAAUAGCAGCAUCAGCUGGCUUGUUCUAGCACAUUUUUCUCUUUGUAAUGAUUGUGAAACUUAUAUUUGUUACAGCAAAGAUCUUAAAUUAUUUGAAUGCUUUUGCAUUCACAGGGUUUCCCAUUUACAUUGAUCUUUGAGACCCAUUUUUUCUCCAUUACAAUUUCACAUACUUGAGUGCAAGUGUUCAUUGUUUUUG
Olea europaea var. sylvestris is the source of this 926-nucleotide messenger RNA. Its product is annotated as protein cornichon homolog 4-like. Lineage: Eukaryota; Viridiplantae; Streptophyta; Magnoliopsida; Lamiales; Oleaceae. Bases 269 to 688 code for a protein of 139 amino acids. The record is from RefSeq and is a predicted model, not a curated record. Gene Ontology annotation, biological process: vesicle-mediated transport. The transcript is spliced from 4 exons.